Arabidopsis thaliana (thale cress) is the source of this 1053-nucleotide messenger RNA. RefSeq names its product acyl thioesterase-like protein. The record is from RefSeq and is marked reviewed. The coding region runs from base 147 to 332 and encodes 61 amino acids. NCBI's taxonomy places the organism in Eukaryota, Viridiplantae, Streptophyta, Magnoliopsida, Brassicales, Brassicaceae. The transcript is spliced from 2 exons.
GUGUCUAUCUCUCGACUCUCUCUCUCUCUGGCGAUGGCUAUCAAACCGGAGAUUUCUGUCUCCACAGCCGCUCCAUCGUGCGAACCGAGGUUAACCUACUCGGAGAUUUACGACUCCGAGUCGGAGAGUAAUCGUUGAAGAGAGCAAUGAGUGCCACGGCCAUAUCACUUCUCUCGCCGUUCAAGCUCAGUCUCGCCGCUCAGGCUGCUAUGGAACAUACACCAGUCUUGUGGUCUCAUGGCAUUGAUGAAAAGGCUGUACUAUUCGAAGCUGGUCAAGCAGCUCUUCCUUUUCUUCAACAAGCUGGUUUGACUUAUGAAUUCAAGGUAUGAAAUAGUUAUCAAAUCAAAUACUCAUGUUUGAUAAUAUAACAGAGCAGAGAAUUCAGAUACUGAUCCUCAGAUUUGAUGUUAUUAGCAUACUUUGUGAAUCAUUUACGGAUAUGCAAAAGUCAUGUGUUUGAUCUGUCCUCAGAUUUGCUAAUGUUACAGUUUGGAGUUGUGUCCUGAGCUAGAGAAUGUCUGUCCCGGAGUUGUGUCCUCUGCUUCUUUGUGGACUGUAUCCUACAGAGACAAAUUGCAUUUAAGACUUUGAUAACUGCAAUGUGUUUCUCUUUCACUGGCUGUUGAAAGCAGAAAGCCAAGAGUUGGAGCUAGUUGGAUAAUGUGUUCCUUACUAUGUUCUGCAUAUGCAUUUUAACAAGUGCCUUUUUGUUAUAUGAAGGACUUGUUGAGAUUAAGAGAAGAGUAUGUAGAAGAAGGCUGAAGAAGGUGAUGAACAUGAUUCUCCAAUAGAAAGUGUGGAGGAGAGCCAGCUGGAGUGGGCGUCGAAUCAGUGUUCCCCUUGUAAGUAACUUCAAGCUUGUGCAACGACUUUAAUAGCCUAUCUCUGUGCAAUGUUGUUCAUUGGUUGUAAUGUCUCUAGUACUCUCUUGAUUGAUUGUACAUUUUCAAUGUUUUGUACUGAGUAAAAGCAAACAUAUAUGCAUUGUUUUACAAAAUUUAAAUUUGUUUAAGAACCCCACCAUUGGAGAAGACAAAACUUCAUGACAUC